AUGUCAGCGUUAACCCCUCCCGAUCGCCAAUGGUGGAAAGAAGCAGUUGUCUACCAAAUCUACCCAGCUAGCUUUCUUGACUCCAACGGCGACGGGCUAGGCGACUUGCCUGGCAUUAUCUCAAAGCUUGACUAUAUUCGUUCAGUAGGCGCUACAGCUAUUUGGCUGUCGCCCAUUUUCAAGAGUCCUCAGCAUGAUAUGGGCUAUGACGUCUCAGACUAUCGCGAUAUUCAUCGCCCUUACGGUACGAUUGGAGAUGUUGACGCGUUGAUCUCUGGGUGUCAUGAGCGGGGCAUCAAGGUGCUACUUGACCUCGUGGUGAAUCAUACUAGCCAUGAGCAUGAAUGGUUCAAAGAGUCGCGCUCUUCAAAAACGUCACCGAAGCGAGAUUGGUAUUUCUGGCGCGAUCCAAAGUUUGACGCUGAUGGAAAUCGCAAACCGCCUAACAACUGGGCUUCCAUCUUUGGUGGUAGUGCCUGGACAUAUGAUGAGACGACAGAGCAAUACUAUCUCUCCCUCUUCCUCCCCGAGCAGCCUGAUCUCAACUGGGCAAAUGAAGACAUGCGCGAAGCAACAUACGACGAUAUGAAGUUCUGGCUCGACAAAGGCGCCGAUGGCUUCCGCAUUGAUUCGAUGAACCUCAUGUCCAAGCACCCCGAUCUUCCCGACGCACCUAUUACCCGACCAGACGCCGAGUUUCAACCAGGCGAUAAGUACUUCGCCAGUGGUCCGCGUAUGCACGAGUAUAUAAGGGAGAUGAGAGAGAAGGUCAUCGACAAGUACGAUUGUAUGACUGUUGGUGAAUUAGGCUUCACAAAAGAUGAAGACAGUGUCGCUAGUUAUGUUGCCAAGGACAGGCAUGAGUUGAACAUGUUGUUCACGGGAGAUAUUGUUGACAUGGACUUUGGUCCCAAUCACAAGUACGAACGCGAUGACUUCAGGUUGUCCAAGCUCAAGACAAUUACGAGUCGUUGGCAAGGAGCUAUGCCGAAGUUUGACGGCUGGAACUCUGUUUAUAUGGACAAUCACGACUCUGGACGGCCUCUAUCACGCUAUGGAUCGGACAAGCCCCAGUUCCGAAAGGAGGCUGCUAAGAUGCUCGCGAUUUAUCUCAGUACACUCAGUGGAACUCUGUUUCUGCUCCAAGGUCAAGAAAUUGGCAUGGCUAAUGUGCCUGAGUCGUGGAAGAUCGAGGAUUACAUUGAUGUCGAGGGGUUGAACUAUUACAACAGCGUGCUCAAGAAGAGAGGUCCUGGAGCUGAUAUGUCAGACGUCAUGAGAGAAAUGCGCCUCAAGGCCAGAGAUAACGGUCGAUUGCCCAUGCAAUGGACCGCCGACACCAACGGAGGCUUUACCACCAACGACAAGCCCUGGAUGCGCGUCAACGACGACUAUGACACCUGGAACGUUGCUCAGCAAGAAAAAGAUGAUGAUAGCGUGUUAGCUUUCUACAGACAGGUUCUUGAGCUGCGCCAGAAGGAAAAGGAUGUUUUUGUUUAUGGACGGUUUGACAUUUUGGAUGAGUACAAGGAUAGUGAGGACGUGUUUGCGUAUACGAUGACGAGCUAUGAUGGGAGGAAGGCACUUAUUUUGUUGAGUUUCUCGGAGGAGGAGCAAAAGGUUGAGGUUAAGGGGGACUGGGGGAGGAGGUUGCUAGGAGGGAAUCUUGAUGCUUUUGAGGGUGGCAUUGUUUUGAAGGGUUAUGAGGGUGUGGUAUAUGCUGGAUGGUGA
Messenger RNA from Fusarium proliferatum ET1, 1731 nucleotides. RefSeq names its product putative alpha-glucosidase (maltase). Bases 1 to 1731 code for a protein of 576 amino acids. Gene Ontology annotation, molecular function: alpha-amylase activity. Gene Ontology annotation, biological process: oligosaccharide catabolic process. Lineage: Eukaryota; Fungi; Ascomycota; Sordariomycetes; Hypocreales; Nectriaceae. The record is from RefSeq and is a predicted model, not a curated record. The transcript has a single exon.